AUGGGAACCAAAGUGAAGGGUCUUCUCAAGGGUCUCCGUUAUAUCUCCCAAAUAUUUGAUGGAGAUCUCAAGGAACAAGAGAUGCAGAUCGGGUACCCAACCGACGUCAAGCACGUCGCUCACAUCGGUUGGGAUUGUCCUUCAGUUGGCUCCCCAAGCUGGAACCGUCCGAUCGUGAUCGGACGGAUGAGAUGUGGUAGAAUCACUAACCGUGGAAUGAAAAACUUGGUGCAGAUUUGGGUUACGAAAAAUGCGCCACCGCGUGGAGAGGGGUCCAUGCAACGGCGUUCACGGCGAAACCAGUCCGCCGGAGCCAUCGACGACGCGUUGGAAGGAUCACGGCGCCGGCGACCAAAGAGUGAUUCCCUGGCGUCGGUGGGCAGCGGCGGGAGCGAAUCGCUUAGCGGUGACUUACCAGCUAUCCCCAAGCAAGCACGGCGCAGGAAGACGAAAGGCGGAUCCGGAGGCUCAUCGAGACCAAAGGCGGCGGCGGCGGCGACAGAGGGGUCUUCGUGCUCAGAGCCCGGAGCCGAUGAUCGGAGCCGCGAGCUGAUCCCGCCAUUGACGACCACCGCUGGAGAGGAAGACAAGCUCUGA
Molecule: messenger RNA, 597 nt
Organism: Dioscorea cayenensis subsp. rotundata (Guinea yam)
Lineage: Eukaryota; Viridiplantae; Streptophyta; Magnoliopsida; Dioscoreales; Dioscoreaceae
Product: CRIB domain-containing protein RIC5-like
Exons: 3
Coding region: 1-597 (198 amino acids)
Source: RefSeq, a predicted model, not a curated record